AUGGGAGCCGGUGGCAAGAAGACUAAGGUCAAAGACAAGAGCAGCAAGGCUGCUUCAAAACAGAAGAAUAAGAAGACCAAGAGCCCAGAAGGUACAGAUGAUCACACGACAACUGAAACCCCUAUGCCUGGCAGCCCAGUCUUAGCGGUGCAACAUCAAGAACUUGUCGAUCAAAUAUCGGAACCAGUACUUGAACCAACUUUACAGCCUGAGCAGCCCGAGCAACUUGAACAACCCCAGCAACCCGAGCACCUUCAAAGACCAUCGGUAUUGGAUUAUUUAGACGAGCCAUCUCCAGCAGAAACACCACUACCCCCAUCACCACAGCUACAGGAGGAAGCAGUUGGCCAUGCGGAACUUCAACAUAUUGCCACACAGCCACUUGAACCUGACACCGAUGAACUAGCUGCUGUGAAAGACAAUACGCCUGAAAUUGAAACAACUGCGCCCAACAACGAAGAAUCCCACGAAGCCGUGAUUGAGGCCUCUGUCACUGAGACCCCUGCCAUUGAGGACCCUAUUAUCGAGGCUCCUGUUAUCGAGGCGCCUGUUAUCGAGGCUCCUGUUAUCGAGGCUCCUGUUAUCGAGGCUCCUGUUAUCGAGGCUCCUGUUAUCGAGGCUCCUGUUAUCGAGGCUCCUGUUAUCGAGGCCCCCGUUAUCAAAGCCGAAGAAGAGUCUCUACCCAAACAAGAGAGCAUUCCUGUCGAGCCCGAGGAGUCGGAGAGAACACCAAUCAUAUCGACUCCUUCUCCAUCUGCUGCUUCAUUUGUUCCAUUCUCUCCCGUACCAACCCAGGUACCCUUGCCAUCUCCUUCUCUGACCGAAGCACGGUAUAUGUCAAGUGCUUCACCAGAUAACAGCUACUAUUACUCUGGAUACUCUGCAUCACCGGCGCUGGUUCCUUACGCUUCGCAAUACGCAGCUGCAUCCCCUUACGCCUCACCAUACGCAUCUCCCUACGGUUCGCCUUACGCCUCACCUUACGCCUCACCAGUGCCCAAGGUCAGCAGCCCUCUUGCUCGCUCUCAUUACCCAUAUAUGCCUCCCGUCAUGUCGCCUACUGCAACUCCUCCACCUCCACCUCUCGCCCCAGCAGCUCCAGUAGCUCCAGCAGCAUCUCCAAUGGCCUCGAGAGCACCCUCAACUACUCAAAGCUACGGAACAGCUGCUCAAAACUACCCAGGGGCUGUUCACUCCCCAGUCAUGAGCUCGGCGAGUGUCGUUUCUCCGUACACUCAUCCAGCCUAUCCUCACUACCCUCCGGAUGGCCACUCCAUGCAGCGAAGUUACAGCAUGAAUGACCCGUCACCUUACGCUGCAUCAUUUCAAGCCAUCCGCGAUCUCGGCUUGGGCGGUGUCAAACCAACUGAGAAUGGUGCCCCAUCGCCCCCAGAGAGUGAAGCCGAGCAUGCAGAGCUUCUUCACCGAAUUCAAUCUGCGCUUCCUGACAUCAACCGCCUUCUUCAUGGGUUUAAAAAUACCCAUAGCAGACUCUCAAGCCGGGAGGCGGAGAUGAAGCAAAUUGGGGAUCAACACGAGCAAGCUUUACUGCACAAAGAUUUCUAUAUUGAGGCUUUACAGUCUCAAAUGAAGAAGACGGCCACUGAAAGCGCCGAAGAUGCUGCCAAGCUAAAGAACACCAUCAACGAACUGCGCAUGGAACUGGGAAAUCUGCAAGAAAAGAAGAAGGACCUUGAAGACGGUCUGACUAUUCACCAGAAGUCGAACGAGGAGCUGUCGCAGUCCAAGGUUGAACUCGAAGCGGAGAUUGCGAAACUCAACACCACAAUCCAAGAGACUCACGAUGCGCACGCGAAAGAGAUCGAGGAGCACAAGGAGGGACAUGCGAAUGCUCUUGUUACUCAGAAACAGGAGUUGACCGAGCUCUUUGAAGAAAUUAAGAGCGAGGAUGAGAAAGCGGCCAAUGAAGCCCUGGAGGCGCGCGAGAAGGAACUCCUUGCUCAACAUGAGACUCACAAGGGAGAGUGGGCGGCCGAAAAGGCUCAGUUACAUGAGUCGCUUGAGGCUCACCGCACUGAACUUGAGGCCACCAAUGGCGACUUGGCUUCCAAGGUCACUGAGCUUGAGUCUAAGAAGACUGAGCUCGAGUCUAAGGAAAAUGAAUUACAAGCCUGCCUGGGUGAACUCACAUCGGUGCGCGAUGAGGUGACAUCCAAGUUAGCUGAGUUGGAGGCAAAGGAGAAAGAAUUGGUGGAAGUCCGGACAAAGAGUGCCCAAGAAUUAGAAGCACUCCAGAAAGGACAUGCUGAUGAACUGGCCUCGUUGCGAAGCACUCACGAAGAACAACUGGCUGCCGCUGCAAAGGAAUUAGCUGAUAAGAUUGCUGCCAUCGAAGCGGUCUUCAACGACAAGGAGCAGACCUGGUCUGCACAGCGAGUUGAGUUGGAGAAGCUGCUCUCGGAGAAAGACAGCGAGCUGGCAAGCUCGGAGCGAGAGAAGGAGAAGCUAGAGGAAAAUGGUCUGGUCAAGGAACAGCAACUUCAGCGUGCCGUUGAUAUGAUGCGAACCACCAUUGAUCACCUAGGGGACGACUGCGACCGGCUGAGAAAGACACUGCACAGCCUGGGUGAAGCGACUGAUCUCAAGACCACCAAGGGCGAUGAGUUCUUUCAAGACUGUUUUACUCAGCUAUCGCAGCUGAUCCACGAGCUGUCCAAAGAACACUUCUCUUACCUCCCUAUCGAUCCGCCCAAGGAUAUCCUCUCCAAGAUCCCGUCUGAACUACCAUCCUUCCUCGACAACACUCCAGCUUCCCGCGAGCUCCGCUGUGCCUAUGUCGAGCAUGUCGUGUCCAAGACCAUUACCUAUCGCGUCUUCCAGCCGUUCCUCUUCACCCUGGGUCGUCGAUACGAUAAGGCAGAUACUUUCUUCCAAAUGUUGUCCAUGGACAUCCGUCGAAAGUCCGUCCGUCGCGAAGCCUUCUGGCGUCAGCAAACUCUCAAAGCAGCCUACACCACCUCCGACGCCAAGCAAUCAAUCAACGUGGCCGCCGCGGUGAUCGUGGACGAGAUUAUCGAUCACAUCAAGCACUUUGCUGACCCCAAGCACUUGGAUACCCUUCUGACAGGCGUUCGCAAGAUCGUGAAGCUGGCUGCUGAGACUUGGCGCCAUGCUCGCGUCGAGCGAGAGCUUGUCCUCGCCUCUUUCCCCGCCCCUGAUGCUCAGAGCGUCUCCAACGAUGGAUGGGAAGAGUACGGCGUCCCAAACGCAGCUAGCCCGGGUCCUAAGGGUGAUCCUGCUCGUCAUGUCGUUCUCCGCACGUUCCCGAGUGUCAUGCGGGAGGCUGCUCAUGAGGACUUUGCUAGUGGUGAGCGAGCUAGUCCCUAUAUCUACUCCCACGGUGUCUUGCUUUAUUCGGACUCUCCGGUUGUCUUGGCACGUCUGCAGGAAUUGGCGAAAAAGUCGACUGAUACCUUGGUUGCUGAUGAGCAAACGCCGCUUCCUCAGACCCCGAAGGGUUCUCGGGAGAACUUGGCGGCAAAGUUGGCUACUCUGACAGUUCAGUCAGCGCCGACUAGCCCGACUCUCAAGGGACAGUUUUUGAAGACGUAG
Penicillium longicatenatum is the source of this 3573-nucleotide messenger RNA. RefSeq lists its product as uncharacterized. NCBI's taxonomy places the organism in Eukaryota, Fungi, Ascomycota, Eurotiomycetes, Eurotiales, Aspergillaceae. The record is from RefSeq and is a predicted model, not a curated record. The coding region runs from base 1 to 3573 and encodes 1190 amino acids. The transcript is spliced from 2 exons.